Hypomesus transpacificus is the source of this 2578-nucleotide messenger RNA. RefSeq names its product growth differentiation factor 10b (gene ifngr1l). The coding region runs from base 235 to 1626 and encodes 463 amino acids. NCBI's taxonomy places the organism in Eukaryota, Metazoa, Chordata, Actinopteri, Osmeriformes, Osmeridae. Gene Ontology annotation, cellular component: extracellular region. Gene Ontology annotation, molecular function: cytokine activity; growth factor activity. The record is from RefSeq and is a predicted model, not a curated record. The transcript has 3 exons. Gene Ontology annotation, biological process: SMAD protein signal transduction; BMP signaling pathway.
GUCAAGUGUAGACUGUAAACUCUGAAUGUCUCUGUCUAUAAUUUGAGGAUUAAAACGCGCCCUGUCUUUCCUUGAUAAAACGGGUCAACACGUGCAAACGAUCCAUUGCAUUCUGCACUGGAAAUUUCGUGAAAGCACAUGACUUUGUAUCCGCUUUAGGUUGUAUAUGCAACAUUGCAAAAUUUAAUUAAAUAAAAAAACGUUGGAUGGACUAAGACAUAUUUGCAUUUAAAAAUGAAGAAGACGUUUUUUAAUCUUGUGCGUUUUUUAUUGAUUUUGGACAGUCUUUGCAGAGUUGCAUCGGAAGCCUUUUCUGACAUUAAGCAGCACGACAGCGAUGUCCAAGGAAGUACCGACCAUACCUUUGCGCACGAGAGUACACACCGGGACACGGUCUCCAUCAGCAUGUUCAAAGUCUAUGAAAAGUACAGUAAGGAACCUCACCGUAAGAGAGACGGAAACACCGUUCGAGGUUUCAAAGCUGUCCCGGGAGACUGCGAGGCUUCCUCCUGUUUCCAGUUCAAUCUGUCUUCCAUCCCAGACUCUGAGCGAAUCCUAUCUGCCAGCGUUCACUUCCUGGUUCAGCGUCCUCGUCCUCGACCCGGGAUCUGCCGGCAUUCUCGGAAGCUGUCCUGCCGCCUCCAACACCUCCACAGCUCACCUCCACCUUCCCAGCUUCUAUUCAGAGGAACGUCCCCCAACUCGGCCUUCCCUUCACUGCUGGGGAACCUCACCUUGCCUCCCCUCCGGAAGAGUGCCUGGCAGACAAGGGAUGUUACAGCGGUGAUCAAGCAUGCCAGGGUUCUUAGCGAGCUCCUCAUCACUGCCGAAUUGGAUCUGGGAGUGAAGUACCAUCAACAACAAAGGCUCCACCACCAGAACCACCCAGAGCGCCACCCUCAGGCCAACCUUCCCUACAUGCUGGUCUACACAGACGACCUGACAAUAGACGAACCCAACAGUGUGGCCAUGACCCUACAGAGGUACGGUCCUUUCCCAGUUGGGGAGGAACCCACACGACCCCCCAAUGCCUCCCCCCCGGCUUCCCCCUCCAGGGUGAGGAGAAACGUGCCAGACCAGGACAUGCAGCUCCAGACCAACCACCUUCCUGAGGUGCACUACAACACUCUGAAGAAACACGAGCUCUGGCAAAGCACAUACUUUGCCCCCAAAGCCAAGCCGUCGACAGUUAAAGAUGAACGCCACAAGCUAAGCCUGGAGGGCAGUGAGGCGCUGGGUAAGCCUCCGGUGCUGAGCUUUGAUGAGAGAACCAUGAAGAAGGCCAGAAGGAAGCAGUGGAGUGAGCCCAGAGCCUGUUCUAGAAGGUACCUCAGAGUGGAUUUUGCAGACAUCGGCUGGAGCGAGUGGGUGCUGGCUCCUAAAGCUUUUGAUGCAUUCUACUGUGCAGGUAUCUGUGGGUUCCCCAUCCCUAAGGUUGUGCGUCCUUCUAACCAUGCCACGAUCCAGAGCAUUGUCCGGGCGGUGGGCAUAGUGCCUGGGGUUCCAGAACCCUGCUGUGUCCCGGACAAGAUGAGCCCACUAAGUGUUCUCUUCCUGGACCCAGAUAAGAACAUGGUCCUGAAGGUCUACCCAGGCAUGUCUGUGGACACCUGUGCCUGCCGGUAGGAGGACUGCCACAAAACGGACAUCGGAAACUUUAUUUAUAAAGUCGCAAAAGACAUACAGAAAAGCAGACAAUUUUGGAUGAGAGAUGGAAGUGGAUCAUCUACUCAUGGAGAGGAAUCUAGGUGAGGAUUGGAACAAUGAUCCAUAAAACAUGAAGAUAUACUCAGUGGGACGGCUGCAGAGAUGUUUUGGUUUUUCCGGGUGGACUCCCAAAAGGACUACUGUCCCAUUUGGAGACAAUGAGUUUUUUUCUCUUUCUUAUAGCUCAGAUAAUGGACUCCAUAGUAUAAUACACAAUUUAACUAUUGGAUUCAAGUGGGUUUUGGUUUGAGCAGUGCCCAUUAAGUAAUGCGUGCCCAGUCCAGUACUGAAAACACUUAUGUAAAUAGUAAUACUACUAAUACAACUAAAUGAGACAUACAGUAUAUUUGUACAUUAUGUGUUUUGAUGUAUGAAUGUUAAGCCAGUACAGUAGUUUAAUGCUGUGUUCAGUAGUGUUGUAGUUAAAGCAUGAGAGAAACUAUGUAGAAUAUAGUGUACUAUAUAUGUACUUUGAUUACAUGAUUUAUAUUAUAUAGCUCACUGUACAGUACAGAUGUGAUUACUUUAGCUAACCAUUUUAAAGGGAAAUGUAUUUUACAUAUGCUCAACGAUGGAGACAAAAGUUAUAUGAGACCAUACUGCCCUCUACUGUUUGGAAGGGGAAAGCCGUCUGAAAUGACAUACCUUCACAGAUUUAUGGUUUGAUGUGACCACCAAAUUUGAUUGUUCGACACCACAUUAUAACUGUGCAUUUAGGGUCUGUACUGUAUAAGCUACACAAAUAGUUGUGUACAAAUGAUAUAUGUUUUGAAAAAGAUAUAUAUAAUGACAAUUUUAAAUGGGAAUAAACCGAAAUGUACAGUUGAUGCAUUUAAGUCAAUUUCAGAUAUUGUUUGUUCAUUAAAAGGUU